AACAACUUUACCUAAUGUACAUGUUUAAACACACAAAAAGAAUUUUACCUACCGUUAGACGAUUGGCCAGACCAUAUUCUACUCCUAAAGAUGAUUUUGUUAAAGCACCUGUAAAGUUUCAGGACGUUAUUGAUUAUGGUGUUUUUUUAGGAACAGGAGCUGGUUCAUUAUAUGGAAUCUGUAGUAUAAUCAACACUUCAAUUGAACGUUCAAUUGCACUGAUUAAUAAGAACAUUGAACUUAUUGGUAAAAACGUCGAACGUUCAAUCGCACUGAUUGAUAAGAAACUUGAAAAACUCGAUAAGCUUGAUACGGAUGUCAGCAAUAUAAAAGGAUACCUUAAAAUUAUGGAAAAUAAUUCAGUCAAAAAAAACUGA
Entrophospora candida is the source of this 377-nucleotide messenger RNA. NCBI's taxonomy places the organism in Eukaryota, Fungi, Glomeromycota, Glomeromycetes, Entrophosporales, Entrophosporaceae. The record is from the annotation of a GenBank genome assembly.